UAUGUAAACUUUAACUUAUUAUGUAAACUCAAGGCAGUAAUAGAUUUAGGACCAAUAAUUAUUAAUAAGGCCUAUAGACGAAGAAUAGGCCUUUUUUCUAUAUGAUUAUAUGCUGGGUUUCAGGAUGUGACGUUGAGCAAUGGGCUGGCCUAAUCCCUGAGCUGUGUCCUGGAUUUGGAUUAGGGCUUGUCACAAUUUAUCUACCGGCUGGAUGUUGUGUGGGCUUGCGUGACGACUGGGAAUUGAUUUUUUUUGUUUCAAGAAUAAAAGCGAUAACGACGAGGCAUUGAUUUGUUUUGGGGGUAGAUCAGUGUGGUUUUAAAUUUAGAUAAGAUGAUAUUGGGGAGGUGUUGAAACUUUAGAUGCCAUGCACAGGAGAGUGGCAUUUGUUUAUAGGACUUAUGAUAUGAGGGUGGCAUUUGAAUGAGAGGUCUCAUGCACACGAGAGUGACAUUUUACUGAUAGGUCUCAUGAUCAGGAAGGUGGCAUUUGACUGAGAGGUCUUUGACUGGCUGGAGUCAUGUACAAGAGGGUGGGGCCUGUCUGGCGAAUGUUUGCCGUGCACCGCUGCCGCUUCUGGCCCUGCCUGACGUCACUGGUGCUGACCAUCGUCCUCCUGCAGGUCCUGCACAUGGCCCUGCUCUCCAGGCUGGAGGAGAAGGAGGCCAAGGUCAAGGAUACCAAGCUGGUGGGGCGGCAGCUCCAGGGGCGGAUGUUCAAGACGGUGGCGGCGGAGAUGGAGGAGCGCGUCAAAAACUCGUACCGGUUCGACAAAAGCGGGACGUACCACGUGCUGGACAACUUCCUGACGUCAGAGCACGUGAUCUUGGGCCGGAACGAGUAUGACGUCAGCAUCGUGACGCAGUGCUCGUCCAGCCACAUCCACCACCUGGCGGAGCUGAGCGAAAACUGGAACGGUCCCAUUUCCGUUUCCGUCUUCACCUACGACGACGAUUUCAUCGAGACCGUCUCUCGUCUGCUCCACUUCCACUUCUGCAACGACCACAUCUUCCGGCACGUGAGCUUCCACCUGGUGUACCCCAUCAGCCGCUCGCCUCGGAACUUCGAAAGCCUGUCCAACCUGAAACUGUCCUGCACGGACAACCUGGACAACCCGGGUUUCCUGCAACCCGAUUUCAAACACAUCAACUACCAGAACCCGGAUCUCGACUAUCCCAACAACCUGCUCCGGAACCUCGCCAUCAACUACGCCCAGACGCCUUACAUAUUCAUGAUCGACGUCGACAUGGUGCCGUCUGAAAACUUACGGACUCAGUUCCAGAAAUUCAUGUCCCACACUUCAAAACGCACUCACCCCAACCUCACAUCUGACGUCAUCAACCCUCCCUCGUCCUCCCACUCCCUGUCCGCCUACGUUGUUCCAGUGUUCGAAGUCCGAGACACAGUUCGGAUUCCGAAGAACAAACAGGAGCUGCUCGAACAAUGGACGAGAGGGCAGGUUCGGCCAUUCUACUGGGACGCCUGUCAGAAAUGUCAGCGUCCAACGAACUAUGACCGCUGGCGUGGGCUGGACAAGGGAGGGGAGGUCCAGGUGGGGUACACUGUGGGGAGGGAGGACCCCUGGGAACCGUUUUACAUCGCCAAGACGUCGUUGCCGCUGUAUGAUGAACGCUUCAAACAGUAUGGAUUUAAUAGAAUCAGUCAGGUGUGUGAGAUGCACCUAGCAGGCUUCAUCUUCCACGUGCUGGACAACGCCUUCCUGGUUCACAAGGGCUUCAAGGUAAAGGACAAGUUCCACGCGCAGAAAGACAAAGAGAACGACCGGAACCGACUGCUGUACCGGAAGUUCAAGGACGAGCUCAAGGUCAAGUACCCGGCGGGCGACCGGAAGUGUUAGCCGUGACGAUCGUCUGCUCUCUGUGUGUGCCUUCUGUGCGAUUGCCUAAUGUUUGCCUACUGUGGGAUUGCCUGAUGUUUGCCUACUGUGGGAUUGCCUGAUGUUUGCCUACUUGCCGACUGCACAUCAUUUCCCCCAGAGUGACGUAUUUCAUCUUCCUUGAGUUGCGUGAUUGGUCGGUUAGUGUUGAAACUGACUCGCAAUUGUUGAUGGACUUGACGUUUACUUUCGAUAAAGUUGUCAGGUCUUUGUACCUCAGCACUGACCUGACCUGUUGAACUCGAUUGUGCAACCAGAUAUGGAGCCACAACAGACACUUAUUAACCCACUUCAAUGUGACGUCACUUGACCUUAGGCCAAAAGUGGAAAAAAGAACGGUAGUGAUUGCAGGUCAAAGUUCACUUCCGGAGUGCGAUUUUCUAGAGACGGUAGUUUACAAUGUAAAACUUCAUAAUGCCCUCAGAUAUGACUGUUAAGUGGUGGGUGUGGUACCCUGGCCAUGACCCGUGGUGGGUGUGGUACCCUGGCCAUGACCCGUGGUGGGUGUGGUACCCUAGCCAUGACACGUGGUGGGUGUGGUACCCUAGCCAUGACCCGUGGUGGGUGUGGUACCCUGGCCAUGACCCGUGGUGGGUGUGGUACCCUAACCAUGACCCGAGCCCAACCCUAACAGCGACACCGACCAGGAAUCUCCACACGGCUCUGUGUUUGCUCUGUUGGAGAAGUCUAAACACAUUGUACCCAUGUUCGGUCCUCGACCAUUAGAUCGUUCUGCUCAAAAGUCUGGCGUCCACAUCCUUCUAGUGUACGUCUACAGACUAAUUAUUUAUUUUAAAAGUUUUUUUUUUAAAACUGACAACUAUUGGCUACAGCUUGGAUAUAGCUAUGAUGUUUUUAAGUUAACAUCUAUUGGCUGCAGCUAUGAUGUGUGUGUUCAGCUAUUGGCUGUAGUUAUGUGUGUAAGUUAGCAUCUAUUGGCUGCAGCUAUAAUGUAUGUGUUUAUAGCUAUUGGCUGCAGCUAUGAUGUUAACAGCUAUUUACUGUAUCUCUGUUUGAACUGUGUGUGCAUGUGAGUUAUUUCCAGACUUCUCUACUAGCAUGUUUGCAACAUUUAUUUUUUUAAGGUUUUGAAAUCCCAUUUUUUUCCUGUUUUUCUUUUGGGUUUUUGAAGCUGUUUGAAGUGCUGAAUACACCUGGUAGCCACAUGAAGGUAGAAGUCAGCAUUUGUCAUUAUUUGGUGGUCAAAGUCAUCUAUCAGUUUAAACCCACAGUUAAAUAUAUAUUUAUAAAUAGAAAUGUAACACUUCCACAUAUUUUAACAACAGAGUACUGCCCUCAGAUAUUAAAAUACAAAUAAAAAAUCAACAUUUAAAAAAAUAAUCUUAUUUCAUUAUUAUAAUGUGCUUACCAUUUCAGUCUGAACAAUAUUUAAGGUAGAUAAUCACGUUUAAUUAAAGUAGAUUUUUUUCUAGUAGAUUGCGUCCCCUUGUUUGCAGCACUAUAUAAAUACAUUACUUUUCUAGCAGGGUGUUCUCUUAGCGUAUGGUUCAAAUCCCUUUUCUUUACUGUCUUAACAUUUUGUCCAGGUUAGUUAAAAUGUGUUGGUGCAUUAAUUAGAAAACAGCUCUGUAAUUAAAUUAAAAUAUUUCUCAUCUAGCUGUUUUUAAACAUGCAGAUGAAAUAUGACUUUGAUCAUAUUUGUUAUAUUGUGUUAUUCCUGGCUAUCAGGUGUAUGGGUCAGCCAAAGUGCAGACACAGCAAAGAAGUCUGUGAUCUAGGACUGUCAGAUCUGGGUGUGAUGUAUGAAUACUACAUUAGACCAUCAACACAUGUUUCUAUUAUACAAUUCAUUACACAGUGUCUUUAUGAUCAAAUCAUCUCCUGUCAACCAUACACCCACCGACACACUCAUGUGAACUUGAAAAGGUGAGUGCAUUUUAAUUGACAAUAUUAAAACUGGAUUAACUAUUGUAUUAGAAUUAGACCAAAGAAAAAAAAACCCACACCAAGGGAAACAACUUAACAUACCAUAUUUAUAAAAAUAAUAUUCUGAUAAUCUCCCUUAGAAUAUUGUUAUAGACUUGUAUAGCGAAUCUAUCCUAAUGAAAAUUCCAGAAUACAUCAUAAAAAUGUUCGCGUGUUUGAUAUGCUUCGCAUUUUCUUUUAUACCUGUAAGAUAUGAUUAUUGUGCAAAGUUUUGAAUUACUUGACUGUUGCUGUGGUUUUCCAAUAGUUUUACAGACUUUAUCUAUAUAUAUAUAUUACGAUGACUUUCUCAUUUUUGACAAUGUAUUUCUAAUAUCUCUAUUGAAUAAUUUGUGUAACAAAAAUGACUUUUUAGUUGUAAUGAUUUUGUGGUUAAACAUGAUCUAUAUAUUAAAAAAAAAUCUUCAAAAUUAACAUCUUUUGUACCCUAUGCUUUACUUAUGAAAGUAAGA
Physella acuta is the source of this 4296-nucleotide messenger RNA. Its product is annotated as beta-1,4-glucuronyltransferase 1. Gene Ontology annotation, molecular function: glucuronosyltransferase activity. Gene Ontology annotation, cellular component: Golgi apparatus. Lineage: Eukaryota; Metazoa; Mollusca; Gastropoda; Physidae. Gene Ontology annotation, biological process: protein O-linked glycosylation via mannose. The record is from RefSeq and is a predicted model, not a curated record.